Nyctereutes procyonoides (raccoon dog) is the source of this 1706-nucleotide messenger RNA. It is a transcript of the gene PPIL6, whose product is annotated as peptidylprolyl isomerase like 6. The record is from RefSeq and is a predicted model, not a curated record. The transcript has 8 exons. Gene Ontology annotation, molecular function: peptidyl-prolyl cis-trans isomerase activity. Gene Ontology annotation, biological process: protein peptidyl-prolyl isomerization. Lineage: Eukaryota; Metazoa; Chordata; Mammalia; Carnivora; Canidae. Bases 22 to 783 code for a protein of 253 amino acids.
CCGAGCGGGCCCCGCGCCGCCAUGGCCAGCCCGCCGCCGUGCGGGCCGAGGUCGGCCCCGUGCCGCUCGCCGCCGCCGCCCGAGCCGCCGCCGCGGGUGAAGGUGGUGGGGCUCUUCACGAGCUCCAGCUUCCAGAGGGCGAAGAGCGCCGCUGAGAGUCUGAAGAGUAAUUAUCCAUCCAAAUUUGAAGAACCUAUAAUAGUUCCUCUUCAAGAAUUUGCAUGGAAUCAAUAUCUACAGGAGAAAAAAAGGGAGCUCAAGAAUGAAAUUUGGGAAUAUUCUUCCUAUGUGAUGUGUUUUGUUAAUGAUCAGCUCCUGGGUGACGCAGCUGAUCUUCAGAAAUGGGCUCACAAGAUGUGGGAUAUAGUUGACGUUAAGCCCCCUGAACUUUAUGAGGCGCUCACUGUGGAUUAUUCUGCUAAAUACUUAAGAGAUACCAAGCAUGAUUUUGUGUUCUUGGACAUUUCUAUUGAUUUUCAUCCAAUUGGAAGACUGAUUUUUGAGCUAUACUCUGACGCAUGUCCCAAAACGUGUAGAAACUUUCAGGUCUUAUGCACAGGAAAAGCGGGGUAUUCUCAAAGUGGCAUCAAGCUACAUUACAUAGGUUCAGUUAUUCAUCGAGUAGUACCAAAUGGUUGGAUACAAGGAGGAGAUAUAGCAUAUGGAAAAGGAGAUGACGGAGAGUCGAUUUAUGGACCAACAUUUGAAGAUGAGGACAAAUUACCUACAGCCAUGAAAUCUGCAUGGUGUCAGCAUCUCUGUGGGAGAAAGCAGCACAUCUGAUGGCCUUGAGAAUAACAGCACCCCAAAAUGGCCAACAGUGGGUCCACAAUGAGGAGGUGUUACUGUGAAUGGAUUCAAAGUUAUGCAGAAUAUAAGGCAACGGUGACAAAGAAGGAAUGAGGACAGACCCAAGAAAUCUCAGAAAGCAAGUUGCCACGUUGUUGAACACUACAUGAAAACAGCACAAGAGGGAGCUUUGUGAAAUCAGGAAAGCUAUCUCCCUUCUAAAGCCACACACCCUUCUAAACAUAUAGGAAAACUAAUUUUACAUAAAAACAAGCCACAAAAAGUUUCAUGGUUAUCAGAUGUAGUAAAAGAGAAUAAGGAGCAGAGUAACAUUACUACAGAUAAUGAAAGUACACUAGAAAGACAUGCUCACAAAACAGAUUAAAACUGUACAAAUUUCAGAUUGAGCCAGAAGCCAUUGAAAAUAUAAGACAGGAAAGAACUCAUAAAUCAGAAUUAGAAAAACAGACUUGUGGUUACAGAACUAGGGAAGAAUUAGCAGUAAAAGAACACUUCAGAAAUAAAUUAGAAGGAACAUGGAUCAAAUAAACAUGACAGAUAAUCUAAGUCUUAAAAGAAGUCAAAGGUGGAAGGAGGGAAUUUUUUUAAACCAAGAAGAAAUGAAGAAAGUUAAAAAGGAUUUAUAAGAAAGUGACAAAUAGCUGGAAAGAGAAGAUCCAACAUAUGGACAGGUGUCCAAAGGAUUAAAUGAAUGCAAGGGAAUGAAACAAAUACUAAGAACUAAGAGUGAAAACACUGUCCUGAAUUUAAAAAGGACUUGAUGGGGCAGCCCCGGUGGCUCAGCUCAGUGGUUUAGCGCCUGCCUUCAGCCCAGGGUGUGAUCCUAGAGACCCAGGAUUGAGUCCCACGUCAGGCUCCCUGCAUGGAGCCUGCUUCUCCCUCUGUCUGUGUCUCUG